Toxotes jaculatrix (banded archerfish) is the source of this 1448-nucleotide messenger RNA. It is a transcript of the gene mid1ip1l, whose product is annotated as MID1 interacting protein 1, like. The record is from RefSeq and is a predicted model, not a curated record. Gene Ontology annotation, cellular component: cytosol. Bases 231 to 725 code for a protein of 164 amino acids. Gene Ontology annotation, biological process: regulation of lipid biosynthetic process. The transcript has 2 exons. Lineage: Eukaryota; Metazoa; Chordata; Actinopteri; Toxotidae.
UAAAAGCAGGGUUCAGCUGGCAGAGAGUUGGGGUAAUUUUCAUGUUCCUUCCCGGCGGGUGGUGUGCGGAACCUGAGAGGACUUGGUUUAUCGAAGCGGCACGCCAAGAAAGCUUUUCCUCAGGACACCUCGUGGUUCAGAUCAGCCACCUUUUAAAACACUAAGCAGCCCUCCCUGCCUUAACACCUGCCAACUCUUCACUGUAACCAAGCCAACCUAAAGCCUUCAAAAUGAUGCAGAUCAGCAGCGACUCCGCCAGCAACAAGCACUCCCUCAUCAACGUCAUGCACCGCUUCAUUGCAGCUGCCAACAACAUGGACGAGACCAUCAUGGUGCCCAGCCUGCUGCGAGACAUGCCCCUGGAGGAGCAGGCGGCCAGCGAGGUGGAAGCCAACAAUAAUAACAGUGAACCAACGUGUCCUAACAAGCAGAGGGACAUGUACGAGCACUACCUGCUCCUCAAGUCCAUAAAGAACGACAUGGAGUGGGGUCUCCUGAAGAGGGAGAUGAGCAGCGGCGCCAGCUUCCUGGAGAUGGCGGUGAAGCAGGAGGAGCAGCAGCCGGUCACCGGGGAUCUGCUCCCAGACGACCACUCGGACCUGGAGCAUCAGUUUCAUUAUCACCUCAGAGGACUGUUUGGAGUUCUGUCAAAGCUCACAAUGCAAGCAGACCACCUCACCAACAGGUACAAGAGAGAAAUCGGAGGAGGAAACUUCAUGAGAUAGAAGCCCUACCCCGCUCCUCCAUCCUGACUGCUUGACUUGCAACCAUGGGAUGUGUUGAAGGGCCCCAUCUCUUCAUCAUGGAUCUCAAUGGACAGUGAACUGACCAGGGCAACCACUUUGUGACUUCUCACUCCUGUGUAGCGACACUCCCUUACCCCCCCCCCCCCCCCGUCAUAUCUGAAACCAGUGACGCCUGCACACGUCUAACUGCAUCUGUUUCAGUGCAGUGGUUGACGUUUUGUGCUUGGUGGAGGUUGAUUGAAUCCAUACCCAGGUCCAAAUGAAGCACAGCUUUGGUUUAUGCAGAAAUGCACCCUCCCUUUUUUUUUUUUUUUUUUUUUUCCCCCUUGUUUAUUCAUUUCAAAUUUGUCACCAGAUCGAUGUAUCUGAUUGUGAAUAAAAGGUCUGACUGUAGGAGAUAUUGAAUGCUGGUUAUUCUGUCCCUCCUUCAAAAAAUAUAUAAUUAUUUUAAUGCUGAGCUGAAGGGCUCUUACCUGCAGAGGUUUUAAAUCUUUCCAUUUGGUGUUACUGUAACAUGGUGUGCCUUGACUUUUUUUGUAUAGCCCUCAUGCCCUGUUCAGUUAACUCCCCAUUGCUUGUCUGCUUACAUGGUUCAUAGUGUUUAUGACGAAAUGGCUCAUUUGUUUGUCCUUGAAUAUUUCAAAAACCAAUUUUAUAUUGAAGCAGAAAUGCAGUAAAAGCGAAAUAAAUAAUUGGAUACUU